Molecule: messenger RNA, 1006 nt
Organism: Bufo gargarizans (Asiatic toad)
Lineage: Eukaryota; Metazoa; Chordata; Amphibia; Anura; Bufonidae
Gene: MYL1
Product: myosin light chain 1
Exons: 7
Coding region: 138-707 (189 amino acids)
Cellular component (GO): myosin II complex; contractile muscle fiber
Molecular function (GO): calcium ion binding
Source: RefSeq, a predicted model, not a curated record
AGUGAAAAACACACUGGGUCCCACUUCUAAGCUCUGGGCUGAGGAUCGUCCUGAUCUUACCUUCUCCCUCAAGGCAACACUUGGGCUGGUUUCUUUUUGGAUCCUUAACUACCUCCCCUGUUUAAACUAAAAGCACAAUGGCACCCAAGAAGGAUGUGAAGAAACCUGCCGCCGCAGCACCAGCUCCAGCCCCUGCCCCUGCCCCAGAACCAGUUAAACCCAAAGAACCAGCAUUUGACCUGUCCGCCGUCAAGAUUGAAUUCUCUCAAGAUCAGCAGGAUGACUUCAAAGAGGCCUUCCAGCUCUUUGACAGGACAGGUGACAUCAAGAUCACCUACAGCCAGGUUGCAGAUGUCAUGAGAGCUCUUGGCCAGAACCCCACAAAUGCUGAGGUUAAGAAAGUAUUGGGCAACCCAUCUGCUGAGGAAAUGAAUGCCAAGAGGAUCGACUUCGAGCAGUUCCUGCCCAUGAUGCAGGCUAUUGCCAACAACAAGGACCAGGGCAGCUUUGAAGACUUUGUUGAGGGUCUGCGUGUCUUUGACAAGGAAGGCAAUGGCACUGUCAUGGGUGCUGAGCUGCGUCACGUAUUGGCCACACUGGGCGAGAAGAUGAAGGAGGAGGAAGUAGAAGCUCUCCUGGCAGGACAGGAAGACUCCAACGGCUGCAUCAACUAUGAAGCCUUUGUGAAGCACAUCAUGUCCAUCUAAAUCCCUCUUUUAAACAUCACCUUUGAAUGUCUCAGAAGACCUGGAGGCAUGGAAUCUGUACAAAGGCCAGCAACUGGUCAUUACCAACUUUACAGAAAUGUACUGUACAAAACACCCAUCAUUUUAUUUUCCACCAUUGGGACUUCUUUACACAAACCCUGUUAUUAUUUAAAGGAAAGACCACACAGGACGCAUCACCCUGGCAAAGCUGGCGGAGAUUUCAACCAAGCUGAUAUGUGUAACAUGCCAUGGAGCACUGUACAUCAAAAGACAUCUCAAUAAAACAUCCUUUGCUAAGA